Molecule: messenger RNA, 2180 nt
Organism: Nannochloropsis gaditana CCMP526
Exons: 2
Coding region: 245-1876 (543 amino acids)
Molecular function (GO): hydrolase activity
Source: RefSeq, a predicted model, not a curated record
AACAGGAUCCAUCGCCAUCCUAGAAGGUGGACGUUUUGUCGAGCCCAUGGCAAAUUUCCGUAAAGAACAUUGUCGUCUUGCUGCUGGAGGCUGAUACCGAACGUGGAACAAUUCCCUUUUCCGGAGUGAGGUUCCCCUUGUUCUCCUCCCUGUUUCAGUCAAUUUCAUCUUUCCAGCUCCUGUUACAUUGAAAAGACUAGCUUCAUUGAGGAAACAGCAAUUAUCCCGUUUUUGGUUCUCGAUCAUGGGCCUGAGGACCGCAGCUAUUAACGCAUACGUCUGCUACUCCGACGUUGUCGAAGUGCGCCAUCCGCCCCAGCCGAGGCCCCUCCGUCCUUAUUUCCUUCUUUUCCUUCUUGUGGCCAAUAUCCUUGCUGUUGAGGGACAACAGCAAGUGUUUAAUAUCUCCCGCCCCUCUGGUACCGGCAUAUUGGAAUAUUUUCCAUUGGAGGGCGAGAACAAGGACGAUGGCGGCGGCGUGUGCCUGGACGGGUCACCGGCAGGCUAUUACUAUCGUCCGGGUCAGGGUCCCGGCGCCAACAAGUUCUUGCUCUAUUAUGAAGGUGGCGGAUGGUGUACCAGUGACCGGGACUGCCACCUGCGCGCCCAAACCCCCUUGGGCAGCAGCAAGGAGUGGCUGCCCUACAUGGAGGCUUCGACCUGCCUGGGCUCCUACUUCCUGAACACGAGCAGCAACCCCUUGCACGACUGGAACAUCCUCUUCAUGAAGUACUGCGACGGUUCUUCCUUCUCCAGCAUGCUCCUCCAGGCUGUCUCGGUCACUACGCAAUUCCUGAAUGCCAGUUCCGGAGAAGCCCUGACGGCCCAUGUCUACUACCGGGGCCAGCGCAUCCACGACGCCCUCCUCGACACCUUUGUCCGCCGGCACGGCCUGCUCGAGGCCUCGGACGUUGUGGUUGCGGGCUGUUCCGCGGGGGGCCUGUCCGUCUACCUGCACGUGGACGAGGUAGCGGCCCGCUUCACGGGGCGGGCGGGGGCGCGCGUUCGGGGCCUGGCGGAUUCCGGUUUCUUCGUGGACACCGCCCCGCCCUCGGCACUGGGAAAUCAUGGCAACGAGAAGGAUGGGGGCGCAAGGUGCGAGGGCGGGCAGAGCGGCGGUGAGACGCUGCGGUGGCUGGCGAGCAGGCAGUUUGCCCCCGCGCUGAGCCCAGAGGCCGUGGGCUGCCUGGCCGCGGGGGGGUCGGGGCCACAGGGUGAGGACGCUGUCGAGACGGUGUUGGGCGCGGGGAAGGUCCCAGGACAGGGGCGGCGUUACAUGCAUGCGGGGCCCUCGACGCGCCUGAGGACCCUGGAGGCGCUCUUCCCCGCUCAAUCCCUCGUCCGACAUACCGCCCCUCCCUCCCCCCCGUCCCUUUUCCCUCCCCCGCCUGGGGACACAGAGGCCGAGGUCCGAGCUCGCUGUCUCUUUGCACGCCACCUGCUUCCCUCCCUCCGCACCCCGGUCUUCUCCUUCUUCAGCCGCUACGACGGCGCCCAGACCUCGAGCUUCGCCUGCCUAACCGACCCGGAGGGGCAGGCGGAGGCUGUGAAUGCGGCCUCCCGGGCCUUCGUGCGCGCUUUCCGCGAGAGCCUGGCCGCCUCCGCCGUCCCCCACGGCUACUUCAUCGACGCCUGCUUUCGGCACUGCUUCUGGGAGCUGGUGCCCGCGCCCCCCUCGUUUCCGUUGGAAGGGUCGACCGUGGGGGCGCUGCCCAUGUCCUCGAGUGUGAUCAACCCCUGGACCUCCCUCAAGGCGCCCUCGGGCAGGUCCGCGGCCGAGAUCUUCCUGGCCUGGUAUGAGGGUCGAGGGGGGCUGGACGACUGGCGCGAGGAGAGGACGGAGGCCUUUCCCUGCCUGAGCUGUUGUCGGGGCUGAGGGUGCGCGUCGGGGAGCGGUUCCACAUGGCGGGGGAUGGAGACGGGGGAGGGUGUGAAGGGAUGAGGGGUAAGACAAAAAGGUCUGUGAUUGACUACGGGCCCGCCAGAAGAAAGGGGGUUGGGCAUGGAACAAGACGGGAGGAGAGCUCGCGUCGCGAGUCCUGGCCGCGGGUUGUAUUUAAGGGCUAAUAAGAAUGUGUGACAGGGAAGCAGGUGUGUGAGUGCCCCCCGCCCACACCAAAUGUAAGGCAGCGUGUGUCGAGAGAAAUCCAGCAAAGCUCCAAAACCAAACUCAGGAGCCA